Pteropus alecto (black flying fox) is the source of this 1499-nucleotide messenger RNA. It is a transcript of the gene TMEM230, whose product is annotated as transmembrane protein 230. Bases 232 to 594 code for a protein of 120 amino acids. Gene Ontology annotation, biological process: synaptic vesicle transport. The record is from RefSeq and is a predicted model, not a curated record. Gene Ontology annotation, cellular component: endomembrane system; synaptic vesicle. Lineage: Eukaryota; Metazoa; Chordata; Mammalia; Chiroptera; Pteropodidae. The transcript is spliced from 4 exons.
CUUGUUGGGGCGGGGCGGCAGUUAGGUGACGCAUACCAUGAAGGCUCGGGCGUCCCUUUUGCCAACCGUGAGCGAGCUGUUGGCGCGCAGGCAACCUGGCGCGGCCCUCCGGUAAGGCGUGCGUACGACGGGACUGGCGCGGAAGCGUCCCUUCAGACUCGGCGUGGCGGAGACGGCACUCGUCGCCAAAAUCAAGCCCCGAGUCCUCGACUGUAGCCGUGUCAGUGUGUUAUGAUGCCAUCUCGUACCAACCUGGCUACUGGAAUCCCUAGUAGCAAAGUGAAAUACUCAAGGCUUUCCAGCACAGACGAUGGCUACAUUGACCUUCAGUUUAAGAAAAGCCCGCCUAAGAUCCCCUAUAAGGCCAUUGCACUUGCUACAGUGCUGUUUUUGAUUGGCGCCUUUCUCAUUAUCAUAGGCUCCCUCCUGCUUGCGGGCUACAUCAGCAAAGGGGGGGCAGACCGGGCCGUUCCCGUCCUGAUCAUUGGCAUCCUGGUGUUCCUGCCAGGAUUUUACCACCUGCGCAUCGCCUACUAUGCAUCCAAAGGCUACCGGGGUUACUCCUACGAUGACAUUCCAGACUUCGAUGACUAGCGCUCAUCUCAGCCCUGAGAAGAGUCAGAUGGGACUGAGCCCAGCUUUAAGACCUUGAGCAGAAACUAUGGAUAAGGGCUAAGGAAUUCUGCAGUUUGCAGAUGUUUAACAAAACAAUGGCCAGGUUUUAUGGAUCCAUCCUAAAGAUGUUAACUGAGCUUACAAUUAGCUAAUUAGUACAUGUUCUAUUUCUCAUUUCCUGGCUCUAGCUAAAGCUCCUGACAAGUUUUUCCACAUGAACCUGUAUCAUGGAAUAAUAGCAGUGUUAAUUGUAUAGAAAAGUGGAAGGUUAUUCUGUAGCGGGAGGUGUUGCCACCACCUUUUUUAGAGUUGAGUGUUACUUUUAAAUAGUCUUUGUUGUCAGUUCUUGUGGCAAAUGGAAAAAUGCAGUAUGUCAAUUUCUUAUUACUAAGUAAUUUAUUUUGAAAAUAUCGUAUCCCCUAUACUCAUCUCUUCUUGUUCUAGUGGAAGACCUUGGCAAAAUCAAAUAUUGGUGCAUCUGCAAUAUUUUUUACUCGCUUUCUUAUUAAUAGCAACCAGGAAUUUUUUAAACCUUAGAGCAAGUUUUCAAAAUACAAGCACUUUCUCUGUUUACCAGUCCUAGACCAGCUCUGAUCUGGUUCACAGUAGGUUGGCCAGUAUGUAAUUUGGGUCAAGAUGUUCUGUAUAUCAUGCCUUUAAGGAUCAGACUUUUGGCUAUUUCCUAAGGAAAAGUGUAGAUAAGUAGUUGUUAUUGAGACUCUAUAACCCCGUUGUUAGUGCCUUGUGUUACAUCAUUCUGCUGAAGAUCUCAAGACUUGGCCUGGAUCCUAGAGGACUAGACUGCCUUAUUUUGAUUCUGUUCCCUAGCUUGCAAAAAGUGACUUAUGUUCAAAAGAAAUUAAAAUGUCAAAACCUAAAUCCUA